AUGGGAUUAUCACAGCUAUUUCUGGUUCUCGGCGUGUUUUGCGCCUCCUCAGUUGUAGGCUAUGGGGUCGACCCUGCCCUACGCAUCAGCGUGUUUGAUGAACUAACGCUUGGAGAAGGCUUUGAUGGAGUUACUCAGGUCCAGGGCUUCCACAGCGAGUCUAGAGCGUUCCACUUCCAAGGGUCUGCCAGGGAAGUGAUGGCUCCUGCUGAGGUCUCAGAGCAAAUGGUCCAGAAGCUGAGAGGCAAGAAUGAGUUUACGGUGCUGGCGACCCUCAAACAGGAUCACCUCAACUCUGGGGUCAUCCUCUCCAUUCAUCACUCUGAGCACAGGUUCCUGGAGCUGGAGAGCAGUGGCCAGCGCAGUGAGUUGCGCCUUCACUACCGUACCAAAGGUCAACAGCCCCACACGGAGGUGUUCCCCUACAGCCUGGCCGACGACCAGUGGCACAAGGUCUCCGUGGCCGUCAGCGCCACUCAUGUCAUACUGCACAUCGACUGCAACAGGAUCUACGAGCGGGUCGUGGAAGCCCCGUACAUGGACAUACCGGAGGAUGCUUCCUUCUGGCUCGGACAGAGGAACACUGCCCAUGGCUUCUUCAAGGGAGUGAUGCAGGACGUGCAGAUCCUGGUGAUGCCACAGGGUUACAUCUCACAGUGUCCAGAUCUGAACAGAACAUGCCCAACCUGCAAUGAUUUCCACGGACUUGUGCAGAAAAUCAUGGAGCUGCAGGAUAUCCUUGCUAAAACAUCCAGCAAGCUGUCCAGGGCGGAGGAGAAGAUGAAUGGGCUAGAUGGCUGCUAUUGUGAGAGAACCUGCAGCGUCAAGGGGGUCGUCUACAGGGAGGACGAUGGCUGGACAGAUGGCUGCAAGAACUGCACAUGCACGAAUGGCACGGUGCAGUGCGACGCCAUCUCCUGCCCUCCGUCUCGGUGCCCGGCGGGCACCGCGCCCGCCUACGUAAAGGGGGCCUGCUGCAAGGAGUGCCAGUCUGUCUGCUUGUUUGGUGGGAGAGAGCUUGUGGAAGGGGAUCAGAAGGCUGUGCGGGACUCCUCUGGCAGGUGCCUGCUGUUUGAAUGCAAGGACAGGAGCAUGCGCCGCCUGGUCCCCAGUGAGCCGUGUCCCGAACUCAACUGUGCCGAGUCGGAGCAGAUCACCUUGAAUGACAGAUGCUGCAAAGUCUGCAGAGGUCAUGACUUCUGCUCAGAGGGCCACGGCUGCGUGGAGCACUCCGACUGUGUGAACCUGGAGGCAGGUGACUGCUGUGUUUGUAAGGAUGGCUUCCGCCCGCUGCGAGACGAUAACGCCUACUGUGAAGAUAUUGACGAGUGCGCUGAGGGGAAGCACUACUGCAGGGAGAACACCAUGUGCGUUAACACCCCCGGCUCCUUCAUGUGCAUCUGCCAUACGGGCUACAUCAGGAUCGAUGACUAUUCCUGCACAGAGCAUGACGAGUGCCUCAGCAGGCUCCACAACUGCGAUGAGAACGCCCUGUGCUUCAACAUGGUCGGAGGCCACAGCUGCUCCUGUAAGCCGGGCUACACUGGCAACGGGACGGUCUGCAAAGCUAUGUGUGACGGAUUGUGCCAGAAUGGGGGAACCUGCGUCUCACCUAACAACUGCGUUUGCCAGCAGGGAUUUACGGGGAAGAGAUGCGAGACAGAUAUUGAUGAGUGUGCGGACGGCUUUGUCGAGUGCGAUAGUAAAUCCACUUGUGUCAACUUGCCCGGCUGGUACCACUGUGAGUGCCGUGACGGCUACCAUGACAACGGCUUGUUUUCCGCCAGUGGGGAAUCGUGCGUAGAUAUUAAUGAAUGCAAAUCGGGGAGGAACACCUGUGCCAACGACACAGUGUGCUUCAACUUGGACGGAGGCUACGACUGCCGGUGCCCUCACGGCCACAACUGCACCGGUGACUGUAUCCAUGACAACAAGGUCAAGCACAGUGGGCAGAUCUGGGUGCUGGACAGCGAUAGGUGCUCUGUGUGCUCCUGCCAGGCCGGCCAGGUGAUGUGCCGCAGGAUGGUGUGCGACUGCGACAACCCCAACGCCGACCUGUUCUGCUGCCCCGAGUGCGACCCUCGCCUGAGCAGCCAGUGUCUGCACCAGAACGGCCUGCUCACCUACGGCAGCGGGGACACCUGGGUGGAGAACUGCCAGCAGUGCCAGUGCCUGCAGGGGCAGGUGGACUGCUGGCCUCUGCCUUGCCCGCCCGUGGACUGUGAGUUUACCGUGGUGCCCGAGGGCGAGUGCUGUCCCCGCUGUGUCACCGACCCCUGCCAGGCUGACACCAUCCGCAACGACAUCACCAAGACGUGCACGGACGAGCACGACAUCUCACGCUUCAGCGGCUCCUCCUGGAUCAAACAUGGCACAGAGUGCACCCUGUGCCAGUGCAAGAAUGGACACAUCUGUUGCUCAGUGGACCCCAUGUGCCUUUAGUCCCGGCAGAUCUGAAGGCACCUGUACAGUGUUCUCCAUGU
Cyclopterus lumpus (lumpfish) is the source of this 2483-nucleotide messenger RNA. It is a transcript of the gene nell2a, whose product is annotated as neural EGFL like 2a. The transcript is spliced from 20 exons. Lineage: Eukaryota; Metazoa; Chordata; Actinopteri; Perciformes; Cyclopteridae. The record is from RefSeq and is a predicted model, not a curated record. Gene Ontology annotation, molecular function: protein binding; calcium ion binding. Bases 1 to 2442 code for a protein of 813 amino acids.